AUGGAAAGUAGAGACAAAUUCUAUUUCUGGUAUCUUGUGAUCCAUGUCCCAAUUACAGUUUUAAUUGAUCAAGGAAUUGUGAUUCCUGAGUCGUAUCAAACGUUUAUAUCGAAAUUCUUAAUCCAACUUCAUUUAUCUCAAAAUAAGGAUUUUUUAGCAAAGAAUCCACCAUUAUGGCUCCGUUUAUUCGUCUUUUUUGAAUUGUUCGUUCAAUUGCCUUUUUUCGUUGCCGGAGCAUAUUGUCUAAGGCGACUGUGUAAGAGAAUCUAUCCAUUCAUGGUGAUAUAUGGGUUUAACGCAUGUUUUACAACACUAGUAUGUCUUGUCUACGUCUUCAAUAGAUACGAAAUUUAUGGUUUAUCUCAAUUUGAAGCUUUGAAAUUAGGAGCCUUAUAUUUCCCCUACUUUUUAAUUCCGCUUGUUAUGAUGUGUGAUUUUACUAUGCGGAUAAUAAACAUCAUUCCUCAACAAGAGGAGAAGCAAAAGAGUGCCUGA
This is a messenger RNA of Priceomyces carsonii, 495 nucleotides long. RefSeq lists its product as uncharacterized. Gene Ontology annotation, cellular component: endoplasmic reticulum. The transcript has a single exon. The coding region runs from base 1 to 495 and encodes 164 amino acids. NCBI's taxonomy places the organism in Eukaryota, Fungi, Ascomycota, Pichiomycetes, Serinales, Debaryomycetaceae. The record is from RefSeq and is a predicted model, not a curated record.